This is a messenger RNA of Lactuca saligna, 600 nucleotides long. NCBI's taxonomy places the organism in Eukaryota, Viridiplantae, Streptophyta, Magnoliopsida, Asterales, Asteraceae. The record is from the annotation of a GenBank genome assembly.
AUGCUCUGUCAUUUGAUGAUGUUGCAUGAGGUUCGUGAUGUAGAGGUAGCCAAGGCUGGGAGGUUUCGGUUCGAGUUACAAGGCAGGAUGGUUGAAUAUGAUGAAAUAGAAUUUUGUUUGAUUACCGGUUUGAGAUUUGGGCCGUAUGUUGAUAUAAUAAGUACAAAAGUCAAUAGAAGUUCAACAUUAAGGAAUCGGUUGUUCCAUAAUGUGAGAGAUGAAGAUUUACGGCUGAAAGAUUUAGAAGACUACGUAAAAGGGCCAGCAUUCUCGACGUAUAGCGAUGAGGAUGCGGUAAUGGUUAUGCAAAUGAUAUUUUUGUUGAGGGGUCUCAUAGGACGAGACGGCAAUACGUGCAUUCCGUCGGCAGUGUAUGAGCUAGACGAUAGUCAAUAUAAUUGGAACAAAUAUUUACGAGAUAAUGAGGAUGAGGGUUACACGAAGACGAUGAAGUAUACUGUUCUAGGUUUUCAGUUUCCGUUUAAGGAUAAUAACAUCCCACGUGAUUUUGAACCAACACCUGUUGAGAUCAAUUUGCCAUUCUUUGUGCGUUAUGUUAAUUGGACUCUAGACAAAGUGCAAUCGCCACCGCAACAAUAG